This is a messenger RNA of Lathyrus oleraceus (garden pea), 1113 nucleotides long. RefSeq lists its product as uncharacterized. Lineage: Eukaryota; Viridiplantae; Streptophyta; Magnoliopsida; Fabales; Fabaceae. Bases 1 to 1113 code for a protein of 370 amino acids. The record is from RefSeq and is a predicted model, not a curated record. The transcript has a single exon. Gene Ontology annotation, molecular function: nucleic acid binding.
AUGGGUGAUGCAUGCCACAAGAAAACAAAAAAGUGUGGUCGUAAAAGAGUUGAGAUAGACUUUGAAAAAAUUCGUGAUAUUUCGUUACCUAAGCGUAGCACUUUUCUAUCUUUAGCAAAAGCUUUAGGUAUUAGAAGCAAGUCAAUAUUGAAAAAAUAUGUGAGCGAAGGGGUAUUGCGUAAACAUUCAAGCACGUUGAAGCCACAUGUGAAGGAUGAUAAUAUGAAACAACGUCUUAGAUUCUGCUUGAGUAUGCUUGAGGAAACUAGCAUUCCUCAUGAUCCAAUUUUUAAAUCCAUGUAUAACAUUGUGCACAUAGAUGAAAAGUGGUUUUAUAUGUCAACAAAUUCAACAAAUUAUUACCUUCUUGCAAAUGAGGAUGAUCCAUAUAGGACUUGCAGAAACAAAAAUUAUAUUCAGAAGGUCAUGUUUUUAGUAGCGGUAGCUAGACCCAAAUUUGAUGAUGAAGAUAAUGUGACGUUCACUGGAAAAAUUGGUGUAUUUCCCCUAGUCGAUAAAGUGUCGGCAAGAAGGUCAAGUGUCAAUCGAUCAGCAGGAACACUUGAAACAAAACCAAUUACUUUUAUCACUAAAGAUGUCAGUCGAAUGUUUUUAAUAAACAAGAUCUUACCAGCCAUCAAAGAAAAAUGGCCACGAGAGCAUGCGUGGGAGACAAUUUUUAUUCAGCAAGAUAAUGCACCGUGUCAUGUUUCUUUAGAUGAUGAAGAAUUUCAUGUAGCAGCUUCUGAAGGAGGUUUUGACAUUCGUUUGACUUGUCAACCGCCUAAUUCUCCCGAUUUAAAUGUUUUGGAUUUAUAUUUCUUUAGUGCCAUACAAUCAUUGCAACAAAAAGAAGUGGUUAAUUCCGCUGAUGAGCUUAUUCAAGUCGUAGAAAAUGCUUAUGAGUCUUUUGAUAUCAAAAGUUCAAACAAGAUUUUUCUUACACUUCAAUCGUGUAUGGUUGAAAUUAUGAAGAAGAAAGGAUCCAAUGAUUAUAAAAUUCCUCAUAUGAAAAAAGAUGUAUUGCUUACUCAAGGAAGGCUACCCACUCAACUCAAAUGUGAUAGAGAAUUAGUUCAAAAAACUUAUGAAUAUUUAUAUAAUGUUGGCUAA